Molecule: messenger RNA, 1470 nt
Organism: Rotaria sordida
Lineage: Eukaryota; Metazoa; Rotifera; Eurotatoria; Philodinida; Philodinidae
Source: the annotation of a GenBank genome assembly
AUGAAUCCGUCUUUCAAACCACAAAAUACAAAACUUGCUGCGACAAAACGUAUUAUAAGAGAUUUGAAAGAUCUCGAUAAAGUUCCAAUACCUGGACUUGGUGUUUGUUGUCCAGAUGAAUCGAAUCCUUUUCUUUUACAUUGUAACGUAUUGAUCAAUGAUGGACCCUAUUGUGGAAUUAUGAUACAUUUAAUUCUUCAUAUUCCAGAAGACUAUCCAUUGACAGGUCCAGCUGGAAAUAUUGCACCUGGAUUAAAAUUUGAUUCUAGAUAUCAUGCUCAUAUUCAUGAAGAUCACAGAAAUGGUCAUGCUUUGUGCAAUGAUUUACUAACGAACUAUGCGGAAUAUUUCCGUUCAGUCGAUGGAGGUAGUAUCAAACAGGCUACUGGUUGGAGUCCUGGUUAUACUUUAUCAACUGCUCUUCUUCAAAUUGUUACAUUUUUUGCAGAUCCUGAUUUAAGAUUUACACCUUCUUCAAAUAGUAUUGAUCAUCUUUGGAAUAUGGUGAAAAAUUUUACAUGUGAAACAUGUGGUCAUUCUUAUGCUAAGCCAAAUCCAGUUAUAGUCGAUUAUACCGAAACAAUAUCAAAUAAACAACAAGCAGAAGAAGAAGAACGAUUGAAAUCUGAACGUGAACUAGUCGAAAAAUUAACUUGUGGUGUAACAAAACAAAAUGUUAUUGAAGAUAACAUUUGCUUGGGCUAUCCAAUAUUGUUCAAACGUGAUAAUUAUAAUCGUUUAUCGUCUGAAAUCAUUUUGGAAUUGAUCUCCUACGAUGCAUAUGUUGCAGAAAUACAGAAAUCAGGUGGAGAUAAAUUAGAUUUUUAUGAAAAUUUCAAAUUUCGUUCGGUUACAGGAGCAGAUUACAAUUAUUGGUUACCAUUGUAUAUUAAUUCUAAGCAUUUUCAACAAGGACAAAUGAUUAUUGAAAAUAGUAUUAGUGUUAUUUAUAAUGGUAGUGCUCAGGGUGUUGAAAAAUAUGAUUUUGUUCCACAUAUGGCAUUGGAUGUAUUGACUAAAUUAAUGAAUAAGUCUGCUGUUCGAUUAUUUAAUGGCGAAUUAUUUGAAUCAAAACGAGCGAUAGAAGCUUAUUGUCAUUUGUUACGUUUAUUAAUGCAUUUUAUUGAUAUUUAUCCUGAAUUAGAAUAUAAAAUUAAUAAGACAAUAGAAGAUUUCAUAACAGGAUUAUCUUAUCGUAAUAAAAAGGUAGUACCUGAUAUGGGUGAAUUUCUUAUAAAAAUCGCCUUGUCGAAAAAAUAUACUUUCGAUGAUGUCAAAACAUGUGUCUAUGAAGAAUGUUUUGCUCGACAAAUCUAUUGGAUUCAACGAGAUACUGCUAUUCGAAAUUUAUUAGAUAUAAAAGUCGAAGAUUUGCCAACAAUAUUUCAAUCAAGAAAAGUAUCAUAUCAUCUAUGGGUAUUUAAUCAAGAAAUGGCUCAAACAUUUAUUUUUCCAGGUGCAAAAGAGUAA